UUUCCUCCUCCUGUGCGAUCCGCUCUUGUUUCUGCAGCCAUGACUCUGUUGGAGAAAUCGAUGGAGAACAUGAUCGAAGUCUUCCACAGCUACGCAGAGAAAGACGGAGACGGAAAGACCUUAAGCAAGAAAGACCUGAAAAAACUGCUCGAGGCAGAGUUACCUGGAUUUCUGAAGGCCCAGCAGAGCACCAACAUAGUGGAAAGUAUCAUGAAGGAUCUUGACCAAAACAAGGACGAUAAACUGGAUUUUGAAGAGUUUGUACCCCUAAUUGCCGGCCUUUCGAUGGCCUGUGAAAAGUGUUACGUCCGGAGUCAAAAAAAGAGCAAGAAAUGAGCCGGCGGACGAGACAGCAGCCAUGUUGAUUUAUACUGAAAAUAACUUUUCUCGCACAUGUCUGUGCCUGAAGUAAAAACAGCCUCUGACAAAAUGUCACAGUGUUCGUCUGAUUACUCUUUUACUGACUGUUACAUUCAACACUUUAUUUUAGAGUCUUGAAGAAUCUUUUUUUUUUUUUUUUAACGCCUUAAACUCUGUCUUGAACACAUGGAAGAGGUUUAAUUGAGAAGAGGUUUUGCCAGAGCACAAAAAAAUUCCUUCGACAGGUUCACAUCUGACAUGCAUCAUUUCACCCUGAAAUCCUCCUUCAAUGUUUUGCUGAGAAAAAAUAAAGAUAACUGGACUCAG
Molecule: messenger RNA, 687 nt
Organism: Salarias fasciatus (jewelled blenny)
Lineage: Eukaryota; Metazoa; Chordata; Actinopteri; Blenniiformes; Blenniidae
Gene: s100a10b
Product: S100 calcium binding protein A10b
Exons: 3
Coding region: 40-336 (98 amino acids)
Cellular component (GO): cytoplasm
Molecular function (GO): calcium-dependent protein binding; calcium ion binding
Source: RefSeq, a predicted model, not a curated record